GUUGGCCAAGGAGUAUCACACAAUGACACGCCGGUCAUGGUCCAACAAGAAGUAAUGAGAGCUCCGGAGUUAUACAGUGGAAACUCAUCGUCAGUAAUAAUUCCAAAUGAUAACGAUAAAAUCAAUAGCGAAUCAUGGAAUUGUCCAAUAUGUACAUUUAGAAAUUCUUCACUGAUGUCACAAUGUGAA
This is a messenger RNA of Racocetra persica, 189 nucleotides long. The record is from the annotation of a GenBank genome assembly. Lineage: Eukaryota; Fungi; Glomeromycota; Glomeromycetes; Diversisporales; Gigasporaceae.